GCCGGAGACCGGGAGAGAUUCGGAAAGGUCAUCCCGUCCUUCCCCCAGCCUCCGAGCCGCGCCGCCCCUCCCACCCCAAACCCGGACAUACCAGGGAAGGAGUUGGCGCGGCCGCCUUUUCUGCCCCGACAUGCACAGACUCGGGAAGUUCUUCCUGGGGUUUUAUCUCAAAGCCUCUCCCUUCAAUUUGUGUCUCUUUUUGGGGAGGAGGAGGGGCGAUGAUAGAGAUAGCUCAUGUCUGCCGUGUAAGAAACAUUAUUUAAAGUUACUCCUCGGUCCUUUCUGUUCUUGAUAAACAAUUCCGGCACCUUCCUCUCGAAUUCUGUUUUCCAUUCCUGAAGUCACUUUACUGGCUCUUCAAUACAACAAAUAUGUACCGAGUGCUUACGGAGUACCCGGCCCUCUGCUCGGCGCGGUGGGGGAUGAACGGAUGAGGGGGUGUAGCGCCGUCCCUGUAGGAGAUGACAAUCUGGACAGGGGCUAUAUGUUUUUAAGUAGUGUAGUCAGAUCUAAUCAGUAAUUACUGAAUACCUGUUCACAUAUUUAACAGUAUAUAAUCCUUACCAUUACACUCUGAAAUGUUAGGUCGCAUUUAUAGGUAAGGACAACGAGGCUAAAGAGUCUCCUUCCCCUGGCCUGCCAGCUCAGGGAGCCUCAGUGCAAGCCCAGCACCUCACAUUCUGUCAGACCAUCCACCGCUACCAAACAAAGUUAAUACACAGCAGUUCUCAGCCAUUUUAAGUGUGAUUCCCACUCCCCAGGAAAGAAGAGUGGGCACAGUGCUCCAAUGAGCAUAGGCUCGGCACUGAGCAGGGCAUAAGCGGCUCACAAAGAAGGCCGCUUUCCUCACAGAACCCAGCCUCCCGGUACUAACUCCCAAGGGUCUUCUGGCUCAGUCUUCUUUCAUCAUCAAUAAUAAUAAUGAUAAUAGCCACUAGCAUUUAUUGAGCACUUAUGUGCAAGGUGUUGGGCCGAGCUGGUUUAUAUACAUUUUCUCCUAAUACUCAAAGGAACCCUGUGGUAUUAUUAACUUCCCUUUAUAGGUAAGCAAACAAAAGAUUAAGUAACUUGCACAAGGUCAGCCAGGUAGAUCUGGAAUUUGAACAUAGGUCUAGUUGCCUCCAAACCUCAGGCUCUGCAUCAAGAUGGAUCUUUCCUAUUUUUGAUCUCUAAAUAUAUAUUUGGGCCCCGCUGAUUCCGCUUCCUAUUGUAGAAAUAAAUAUCCCCAGCUUAGCUUCUGAAUAAGCCCUUUAGUAUAUGGGCAUCAGGCACCACAGUAUGACCUCAUCAGCGCCACUAAUGGUUACUAAGCACCCACCAUGAGUCAACAACCCUUCACAGUCAUAUUAUUAGCCCCCGUUUUAUAACUCAGUUUGAACAAACAGUGGUUCAAAUAGGUAGAAUAAUGUAUUCAAGGUCACACAGCUAGGAAAGUGGCAGAGCUGAGAUUUUAGUCCAGGUCAGCCUGGCUGCAGGGCUGCAAGGCAACUUGUAUCUGUCAAAAAUAUUAAUUGUUGCAAUAGCAUCCUUCGCAAGACUGACCAUUUGGGGACUCUCUUCUAUACAUGUCUAACUGCCCGUUAUCACUGAGCUAAAAACAAUCCCCACUAUAAUAGGGCACCCCAUCCUCUUUGUCAGUGUCCCAUCCAGAGAAAAUCCUUCAAAAAAGGAAGGAGAGAGGAGAAACCAUUCAGAAAGUGACAGAUAGGAAGCCAAGGGAAUUAAAACUUGCCCGGUUUGGGGACAAAGCUGCAAGUGGUAAUGACAUGGGAACAAUCCAGACAGUAAUGUGGGAUUUCCCUAGGGAACAGCAAGUUAUUUGAGGAGGAAGAAAAGAAAAAGAAAAAGGAGAAAGAUUAGAUGGAAAUGGGGGCGGGGGGCAGAAUUAGGGCCCAGGGUGGUAGCAUCCAUGGGUGAGUGAUCAGAAGAGGAACCCAGGAUGGGCAGAGAUGGAGGCAACAGGAAACAGGAACAAAGCAAGGCAGAGCUGGGCAUCUCGUGGACCGAACAGCAGCUGAUAUCUACCUACGGCCACUUCCUGGAUCCUUAGGCCCUCUUAGGGACCUUUGCCCCACCACACCUCAACCCUGACAGCCUGUCUCAGCCAAGACAAGUCUGUUGUCAGCUCUGAGCCACCAGGCCCCACCAGGAGCUCCAAGCCCAGCUGGGUCCCUUGGAGUAGCUGCUUCAGAGUAGGAAAAAAAUACCAAGCUCAGCAAUCAAGGGAGCCAUGGGGGACAGAGCUGGUCAGCAAGAGCAAGAGAGACCCAGCCCUCGUCUGGAAAAGCUACAGCACUGGGCAAGGCACAGGCAAAGUGGGCACCUCUUGGUGCUGGCGGUGAGCCAACUAUGGCUAGCAGUGGCUGUGGUGCCCUUGGCUGUCUCAGUUGCCUGCCUGAACUCUGCUUGUCACAUGGCCACAGCACUGCCGCUUGGACCUGGAGCAUUGGGUCUCCUCACUGGGAUUGUUACCCUUGAGCUGCGCAGAGCACCCCGCCUUUGGAAGGUGCGCGCCAUGAUGAUAUUCAACACCGUCAAUCUGAUCUUUGGCUUCAUUGUGGUGGUGGUUGAGGUGAUGAAGACAGCCUUGGGGCCUGCAGCACCUGCCUCCUCCAUGGUACCGCUGGAAGGCUUGUUGGUGCUGGAGCUCAGUGCUGAGGCGCUCACCCUAGGAGGAGUGCUGGUCUCAGCGUAUUCCCUACUCCUGCUAAACCAGAGGAAGCCAGGAUGCUGCAGGAGACAGAGUCGGCACUACCAGGAACUGCAGGAGGGUCUCUCUGAGUUGGAGGAAGUUACUGAUUUGGAGAACGGUCCCGCGGUGGCUAGCACAGCAAACCGAACAACUGAAUGAGGCGGCAAGGGAAGCAGACAAGCGCUGCUCUCCUACCCUGCGGGAGCGUUCUCCGGACCCUACUGCACCCCACCAAACUCAGAAAACAGAUGGAGGCCCUGGAGACCUGCAUGCAAUCCAGUGGGAAUACCUUCAAUUUCCACUCAGACUAGCCCCCUUUCUCGUCUAGGGGAAGCUAUACCUAGACCAGAUUCUUCCCUCACCCCAUUGCCCUGAAAAGCUGCCCCCCAGCAGGACAUCCUUAGGUUAACGUUCAGCUUCCCCCCUUCCAUCCUUACCCACCCCCGUCCCAUAUAGCUUCAAAUCUUCCUCAUCUCACUAUGUCCCUUCUUUCCACCUUUCAUAAUCCCAUCCACUCCAAGCCCAGGUUCCCAUACGCGGCGAUUCUCUGAUAUCAGUUCUUGGGCGCUUUAGUUCUCCCCCACCGACUGGUUCCGUACUCCAGCGGAGACUACAAGUCCCAUGAUGCCCCGUACCCCCGCGGCCUGCUGGGAAAUAAAGAGCCUUUUCUCCGCGGUGAGGGCGCUGUGCAUCUGCUGAGUGACGUGAGGAGCAGAAAGUCCGGGCCUAGCCGACUUUCCUCGGACGCGACCACUGGCCCGGCGUUCAGGGAGGAGCCAGGCGGGUUAUUCCGAAAGGGGGCGCCGCUACCCCAACCAGGGCAACUGAGAGCUGACUGUGGCCCCAUGAUCCUCUCUCUGGCAGCUUCGGAAACCCGCAGGCGGUGGGGGAUGGCCCUCGGCAAAGCUGGGGUUCCCCAAAUGCUGUCAUCGCGCCCCCUCUGACGGUGCCCAAGUCUAAAGUCCUGAGACUUGGAGCGCGCGCGAGAAGGGGGUUGGAGAUGAUGAGUCAGAAGCUCAGGGCCCUGCACGCCGCCCUCCCCCGAAGUCUGGCCGCCUGAGAAGGUCCGGCUCCCAGGGCAGACAGGUGGACGGGGCAGGAAGAGGGAGGGGCGCGGCGGCUCGACCUGAGACUUUCCCGCCUCUGCGAGCACGCGGUGGAAGGAGCCCGCUGCCGCCACCCCUUCUCGCCCGGGCGGGAGUGGGAAUGCGCAGGCGCAGCCUCUCGCGGCCCCGCCGACCUUUGAUCCCGGCGGCCGUCUGGUGGCCGGAGCUCGUGUUGCGCGCAACCCCCACCGUUUGUGAACUUUGCAAGUGUGCAAAGAUGACAAGCACAAGUGGGCUUGAGAAAAGCCCAGAAAAACCGGUAGCGGCCCCGGAGUCCUAACCAGGGCAGCUUAUGAGCCCGACUAGAAAUUGCCCAGAGCUGGAGGACUUAAAAGAACUCACCCCACAUUCACAUAGUGCCCGGGAUGGGUGUGCGCCGCACACUCAUUUUUGCUCCCACUUGAGAAGGCUUCUUUCCCUCGGAGAAUGCUGCUUCUCCGAAGUUGGCCAAGCCCAGGCACCAGCGAGGAAAGAGCGCAGCCUGGCUGCCUUGCCCUAACAUUGCAGCGGUGCCAGCGGCAACUCCUUUCUGUUGGUGACACCUUGGGAGUGGUAAUAGGCGCCCUAUGACAAGGUUAUGUGCGUGCUAGUGGGUGGGGAUAGUUCUGGGAUUAGGUUUUGGAACGGAAAAAAGAUCCGGGCCGCUCUCUUCUCUUCCCAGUCCAACUGCCAGAAUAAUGGCAAGCUCAUGUGGGAAGGAUUCAGAAAAUAAUUUUCUUCCAAGUUAGAAGGUGGCGGUGGAUGAGGAAAGUAGGGGUGUAAAAAAAAAAA
Molecule: messenger RNA, 4569 nt
Organism: Myotis myotis
Lineage: Eukaryota; Metazoa; Chordata; Mammalia; Chiroptera; Vespertilionidae
Gene: TMEM253
Product: transmembrane protein 253
Exons: 7
Coding region: 2231-2851 (206 amino acids)
Source: RefSeq, a predicted model, not a curated record